Molecule: messenger RNA, 318 nt
Organism: Striga asiatica
Lineage: Eukaryota; Viridiplantae; Streptophyta; Magnoliopsida; Lamiales; Orobanchaceae
Source: the annotation of a GenBank genome assembly
AUGGAUAACUUCCCUGCUUCAGUCCUUCAAGGAAUCUCAUGGGAGUUUAUCUGUCGACCUCUGGUCAAGGUCUAUCCCCAGCAGUCUUCGGAUUCUUCGGAGCACCGCUACUGUUGGGGGACCCGGGGGUCUAUUCGCUCGUACCUGUUCACUACCAGCUCAUUCCCUCCUGAAACCGCUCAAGCACUCAAGCGAUCAACUGCUCCCUUUACUCUAUUUAUUGCCACCCAUUCGCUUAGGAGGUUAGACAAUGCCCCAGGGGGUCACGAUUCCUACUUCGCCUUUCUGUCAUAUAGGCUGGCUGGCUCCUUCGAUUAG